AUGUCGUACCACAACCAAAACCACCCAGAACCGGGCCUGAGGAAGGAUGACGAGCUGUCCGUGACAGGCAGGUAUGUCGGCGCCGGCGAGAGCCGGGCGUAUGCGACAGGGCCGGGGGCCGAGGAGACGGGCGACUUCCGCGCCAUCGACCCGCACAGCGGCGUCAAGCGCGGCCUCAAGACUCGCCACUUGUCCAUGAUGGCUCUGGCCGGCAUCAUCGGGCCCGGCCUGCUCGUCGGGUCGGGCGGCGCGCUCAGCUCGGGCGGCCCCGCGUCGCUCAUCAUCGGCUUCGGCGUCAUCGGCAUCCUGGCCUUCUCCAUCAUGCAGAGUCUCGGCGAGCUCACGACGCUCUACCCCAGCGGCGGCGCCUUCACCGACCUCGGCGACCGCUUCGUCGACAAGGCCUUUGGCGUCGCCGUCGGCUGGAACUACUACAUCAUCUGGGUUGCCGUCCUGGCCAACGAGUACAACGUCACCUCCAGCGUUUUGGUCUUCUGGAGCGACAAGCUGCCCCUGUAUGGCUACUUUUUGAUCUUUUGGUUUAUAUUCUUGGGCUUCCAACUCCUCGGAGUUGAGGCGUUUGGCGAAGCCGAGUUCUGGUUGGCGCUCCUGAAGCUCGUCGGCCUGAUUGCCUACUUCCUCUUUAGCAUCGUUUAUGCUGCAGGCGGCGUCAAGGGUGCGCAGGCCAUUGGCUUCAGCUACUGGAACGACCCCGGGGCCUUUGUUGACGGCUUCAAGGGUGUGGCAUCCGUCUUUGUCUUUUGCAGCACCUUCUACGCCGGUUGUGAGUCCGUGGCCGUGGCCGCUACCGAGACCAAGAACCCCGGUGUGGCAGUGCCCAAGGCCAUCCGCCAGGUCUUUGUCCGCAUCAUCGUCGUCUACAUGGGCAGCGCCUUCUUUUUCGGCCUGACGUGCCCUGCCAACGCGACAGGCCUUGUGGGCGGGGCAAGCCGUGCGCUUCGCAGCCCUAUGACGGUCGCCCUGCAAAAUGCAGGCUGGGAGAAUGGCGUGCAUCUGAUCAACGCCUUCAUCUUUGUAACAUGCCUGAGCGCUGUAAAUAGCUCCAUCUACAUUGGCAGCCGCACGCUCUUGUUCAUGGCCCAGUCCCGGAAGGCGCCCAAGUUCCUUGGUUGGACCGACCGACGCGGAGUACCCAUCCCCGCUAUCGUCCUGACCAACCUCUGCGGCGCCCUCAGCAUGAUGAACGUGAGCACCGGCGCUAGCAAGGCAUACAGCUACAUUGUCAACUUGAGCGGCGUCUCCACAUUCCUCGUAUGGGGAUCCAUCAGUUUCAUCCACAUUAGAUUCCGAGCUAGCUGGAAGGCUCAAGGCCAUAGCGCCGAGGAGCUACCCUUCAAGUCGUUGUGGUAUCCCUGGAACGCAUAUUUUGGCCUGGGUGCCAACAUCUUCCUGGCCCUCAUUCAGGGGUGGUCGACCUUCGCCCCCUUCGUGGCCGGCGACUUUGUAGACGCCUAUAUCCUGCUUCCGCUUUUCCCGGUCAUCUACUUUGGCUACAAACUGAUAAACAAGACGAAGUUUUGGAAGGUGCAGGAGAUGGACCUCCAGUCCGGCCGCCGAAGGGAUCUCGAGGAGGCAAAGGAGGUUUCGGCGUCACAGGCUAACCUCCCGUGGUAUGUCAAGGUUUGGCGUAGUAUUUAG
Lasiosphaeria miniovina is the source of this 1659-nucleotide messenger RNA. RefSeq names its product amino acid permease-like protein. The record is from RefSeq and is a predicted model, not a curated record. NCBI's taxonomy places the organism in Eukaryota, Fungi, Ascomycota, Sordariomycetes, Sordariales, Lasiosphaeriaceae. Bases 1 to 1659 code for a protein of 552 amino acids. Gene Ontology annotation, biological process: amino acid transmembrane transport. Gene Ontology annotation, cellular component: membrane. The transcript is spliced from 3 exons. Gene Ontology annotation, molecular function: amino acid transmembrane transporter activity.